UCACAGUGUUCAUAGUUGAUUGUCUAAAAGUUCUCUUGAGUAGUUUUCUCACCUGAGCUGACAUCAUGGCUUUACGGCGAGCUCUACAUUUCGUUUUUAAAGUGGGGGAUAGAGGCAAAACAGCCACUUUCUACCGUGAUGUGCUUGGCAUGAAGAUUCUCCGUCAUGAGGAGUUUAAGGAGGGCUGCAAGGCAACGUGUAAUGGCCCUUACGAUGGGAGAUGGAGCAAGACCAUGAUCGGUUUUGGUGCAGAAGAAGACCAUUUUGUGGCUGAACUGACCUACAAUUAUGGAGUUGGAGAGUAUCGACUAGGCAACGAUUUCCUGGGGCUCACGCUGCAGUCUAGCCAGGCUGUCAGCAACGCCAAGCGCCUCGGUUGGCCCCUCUCUGAGGUAGGAGAGGAUCUCUAUCUGGCAGAGGCUCCGGGGGGGUACCACUUCUACCUGGUAGACAAAGAACAGCCUCCCAAUGAUCCUGUGCAGAAGGUGUGCCUGGCAGUGUCCGACCUGGAGCGAUCCACUCACUACUGGUCUUCCCUUCUGGGAAUGCAGGUGAUGGAGAGGAACGAGGAGAAAAAAACUGUGCUUUUGGGAUUUGGAGACAGUCAGUGCAAGCUGGAGCUCAAUGAUAUUGGCGGUAAAGUUGAUCAUGGAACAGCUUUCGGGCGGAUUGCCUUUUCAUGUCCUCGGAAGCAGUUAACAGACAUCGAGGCCCUCAUGAAAAAAGAGAACCAGAAAAUCCUCACUCCAUUGGUCAGCCUUGAUACCCCUGGGAAGGCAACAGUAGAAGUGGUCAUUUUAGCCGACUUAGAUGACCAUGAGAUAUGUUUUGUUGGAGAUGAAGCAUUCAGACAACUCUCAAUAAUAGACCCCAAUGGAAAUGCUUUGCUAGAUAAGGCAAUGGCUGAAGACAAAAGUAAUGAAUGGUUUGCCAAACACAACAAGCAGAAAGCCUCUGCAUAAAUCCUUUGAAAUAAAUGUCAAGGCUCUACAUAAAAUAAACUUGAAUGUAUUUUAUGAACCUUGUGUGAAAUUACCUCACACCGUCAUCACAUCCAAACAAUGCAUAAAUAUGUCUUAUAAAAUAUUUAUGUGUAUGUAUACAAAGGGACACUUGACAAGUUUACUGCUAAAUUUGGGUUACGCAUUAUGAAGGCUGCUACUUGUCAGAUAUGGUGACCUCUGUGGAACUGGCUCUGUGAUGAUUCCCAAUGAGAAAACAUGUGUCAAGAUUAGUGUAAAGGGAUGACAUAACUACCCCAAACAAUAGUUUGAAAUUUUGACUCCUUUAGUCAGCAGUUACAGUGGGGUGACACAUUCUGAUGGCCGUCAAAAAUAUGUUGACCUCUGUGGUACUGGCUCUGUGAGAAAACAUGUCCAGAUUAGUGUGAAAGGAUGACAUAACUACACUACACAAGUUUCAAUAAAUACAAAUAUUCAAAUAUAGCUGCAAGCAGCAAUGGCGGAUUCCUCCUUGAAAAUUGCAAAAUGUUAUAAAAUUGACACAAUGGAUAGUUACACUGGGAUUAACCAGAAGACUUGCAAUUGUAAUUUCUGUCAGAAUUUUUUUUUAAUACCUCUGACUGGAUUCAAACCCAUCACCCUUCACACAUCACACAUCAGCCCUGCAUCUCUCCUACUAAGCCAUUCACAGACUUGGACACUGUAUAUCAUCCCUUCACACUAAUCCGGAACCAUAUUUUCUGAUUUGGAGCGAUCACAGAGCCAAUACCACAGAUGUCACCAUUUCGGACGGCUGUUAGAAUGUGUGACCCAAAAAUAAAUAAAU
This is a messenger RNA of Hypomesus transpacificus, 1788 nucleotides long. RefSeq names its product glyoxalase domain containing 4 (gene glod4). The coding region runs from base 66 to 962 and encodes 298 amino acids. The transcript has 9 exons. Lineage: Eukaryota; Metazoa; Chordata; Actinopteri; Osmeriformes; Osmeridae. The record is from RefSeq and is a predicted model, not a curated record.